CGCGGGGGCAGGUAGGCCGCAGAUCCUGUGGUCGCCAUGGCAGCCACCAGGAGUGUGAUGAGAGCGGUCCGAGUGCUUGAAUUCGGUGGCCCUGAGGUGCUUAAACUCCAGUCAGAUGUGUUAGUUCCUGUUCCAAAAGAAAACCAGGUAUUAAUUAAAGUGCAUGCCUGUGGGGUAAAUCCUGUUGAGACCUAUAUUCGAUCUGGGACUUAUGCCAGGAAACCAGCUCUACCCUACACUCCUGGCUCGGAUGUGGCUGGGGUGAUUGAGAGUGUUGGGGAGCACGUGACUGCAUUUAAGAAAGGUGACAGAGUUUUCACCCUUGAAACGCUUUCUGGAGGAUAUGCAGAGUAUGCAGUUGCUGCAGCCAAUAGAGUGUUUCCUUUGCCAGACAAACUGGACUUCAGGCAGGGGGCAGCGAUUGGAGUGCCCUACUUCACUGCCUACCGGGCCCUGUUCCAGAAAGGCCGUGCCAAAGCAGGGGAAAGCGUGCUGGUUCAUGGUGCUAGUGGGGGGGUGGGACUAGCAGCAUGUCAGAUUGCCAGAGCUUGUGGUUUGAAGGUUUUGGGUACAGCAGGAACUGAGGAGGGCAUGAAUGUGAUCCUGAGAAACGGUGCUCACCAAGCCUUUAAUCACAGAGACCCGAAUUACACUGAGAGAAUUAAGGCGUGCACAGGGCCGGGGGGAGUCGAUAUCAUCAUAGAAAUGCUCUCUAAUGUCAACCUGGAUGCUGACUUGCAGCUGCUGUCCUGUGCAGGGAGGGUGAUGGUUGUGGGCUGCAGAGGACGCAUCGAGAUCAACCCGAGAGACACAAUGAGCAAGGAGUCCAGCAUCAUUGGAGUGGGUCUGUUUCUUGCAACUGAGGAGGAAAGGCGUGAAUGUGCCACAGCAAUCCUGGAUGGCAUAGAAGCUGGCUGGCUGAAACCUGUUGUGGGCUUGGAAUAUCCCCUGGAGAAAGUAGCCCAGGCUCAUGAAGACAUUAUUCAUAGCAGUGGUGCCCGAGGGAAGAUGGUGCUCCUUCUAUAAAGGAGCACCUUUUUCCAUUUAUUUUGUAGCUGUUCUAACUGCACCUUACGUGGUUCACUGAUUGUAUGUUGUAAACAUACCUUGGAUCAUGUUUGACAGUAACAGAAAAUGCUCACUUAGAUGAAUUAGUUACAUUUUUCUUUUUGUAAUGAGCAGAGUUGCAUUUACUGUAAAGUAAUUUUGGUAGCUUUUUUGAUUAAUGUGGAAAUAAUAAAUUUUCUCUGCUGGUGUGCUUUGUGCUGCAGGGGAUGGUCAGGUUUGGUAUCAUGGUCCGUGUGAAGGCAGUGAGGCCUGUAGGUAACACAGAAUGAAGUUGCUUUUUUUACAGAUACACAAAACUAAAUAACUCACUAGGCAUGUUAAUUAGAACUGUAAAUUCUUUUAGCCACAAAAUUUGUACUCAAAUUUUGUCACAUAAUUUACUUGAAAUAAAAGCUUUUACUGACAAAAUAGUUUACUUUCCAGCUCAAAAUAUGGGCAGAAUCUCUCAAACAUGAACUGCUUGGAGCAGAGGCAGUUCUACUCGUCUGUGCCUCUAAGCUGAGGUGGCAGUGUCCUGGCUCAUCCAUAGGGUCUGUCACUCUGGAGCUGCAUGCUGGGAUUUUCCCCUUUGGAACUGAUGCUCAUCACCAAAGCAGCUGGAUGUAAAUGGCUGGUUGUGAAGAUUUCAGUUCUUCCUGUGACCUGUAUUAAAGUCUCCUGGAUCCCUGGCUGCA
Messenger RNA from Sturnus vulgaris (Common starling), 1742 nucleotides. RefSeq names its product crystallin zeta (gene CRYZ). The record is from RefSeq and is a predicted model, not a curated record. Lineage: Eukaryota; Metazoa; Chordata; Aves; Passeriformes; Sturnidae. Gene Ontology annotation, molecular function: quinone reductase (NADPH) activity; mRNA 3'-UTR binding; NADPH binding. Gene Ontology annotation, cellular component: cytosol.